Saccharomyces paradoxus is the source of this 330-nucleotide messenger RNA. RefSeq names its product Tim12p (gene TIM12). Gene Ontology annotation, cellular component: mitochondrial inner membrane. The transcript has a single exon. Gene Ontology annotation, biological process: protein insertion into mitochondrial inner membrane. The record is from RefSeq and is a predicted model, not a curated record. NCBI's taxonomy places the organism in Eukaryota, Fungi, Ascomycota, Saccharomycetes, Saccharomycetales, Saccharomycetaceae. The coding region runs from base 1 to 330 and encodes 109 amino acids.
AUGUCAUUCUUUUUAAAUAGUCUAAGGGGCAACCAGGAGGUGUCACAAGAGAAGCUGGAUGUGGCAGGAGUGCAAUUCGAUGCGAUGUGCUCCACUUUCAACAAUAUUCUCAGUACAUGUCUUGAGAAGUGUAUUCCACACGAGGGCUUUGGUGAGCCUGACUUGACGAAAGGGGAACAAUGCUGCAUAGACAGAUGUGUGGCAAAGAUGCACUACAGCAAUCGUCUCAUUGGAGGAUUUGUACAGACACGAGGUUUCGGACCAGAGAAUCAACUACGACAUUAUUCACGAUUUGUGGCCAAGGAAAAGGUCGACGAUCCCAAAAACUAG